AUGUUAGCCGACGCCAAUCUGCGCCUCCACAAAAUCGCGUCCAACGACCCUGCGGUAACACAGGCUUUUCCCGUCGAAGACCGAGCUUCCGAUCUACGCAAUCUGGACUUUCACCGCGACGUAGUACCGAUUCAGCGCUCGCUGGGUGUACUUUGGGACCUACAGGCAGACGCCUUUACCUUCCAGGUCGUCGACGGAGCCAAACCCUUUACUAGACGUGGCGUUCUCUCCGUCACCAACAGCCUUUACGAUCCCCUCGGAAUCGCUGCCCCGGUCGUCAUCAAAGCCAAAAUCCUGCUGCGAGCUAUGACAACGAGCCUGAAACGCCACCCACUCGACGACUGGGACCAACCGCUACCUGAGCAACAUAAAGCAUCCUGGGAAGCUUGGUGCAAAUCCCUCUCAGACCUAACCGAAGUUAAAGUCCCACGUACCUACGCAAGCGUGUCACUGUCCGAAGCAAGCUGUAUAGAAAUCCACACAUUUUGCGACGCCUCCACCGAAGCCAUUGCUGCUGUCUCAUACAUCAAAGUCGUCCCGAAAGACGGUCAAGCCCAAGUAUCAUUCGUGUUUGGCAAAGCUAAGCUGGUUCCACCCCAUGCCACAACAAUCCCCCGUUUAGAGCUCUGUGCUGCAGUGCUCGGCGUAGAAAUUACGGAGCUGGUGAUCGAAGAGUUAGCAGUAAAACCACACUCUGUAACCUAUUACACGGACAGUAAAGUUACACUAGGAUACAUUCUUAACGAAACGCGCCGGUUCUAUGUGUACGUCAGCAACCGCGUACAAAGAAUACGAAGGUCGUCGUCGCCAGAUCAGUGGAGAUACGUGGCAACUGACCUCAACCCAGCAGAUCUAGCUACUCGAUCGGUGAAAGCCUGCGACCUCAAAGACUCGUCUUGGUUGGCCGGCCCGAAGUUCCUCCAAAGCACAAGUUCCCUCGACGUUCCAACGGAGACCGAGGCCUUCCAACCCCCACAAGAAGACCCAGAACUUCGUCCCGAAAUCACAACCCUCGCCACGAACGAAAAGCCCGGAGUUCAGAAAAACCUUGGAACUGAUCGCUUCCUACGUUUCUCGCGGUGGGAAAACUUAGUGAACGCAGUAUCGAAACUAAUGAUGGUCGCUCAGCAUCACCACCAUGCCAAAGCGUCAGUCGGCAACGAAACUACGGUAAUUCAGGCACGAAAACGCGCACAGUUGUUGAUCGUAAGGAACAUACAGAUCGAAGCGUUUGAGGAAGAAUUCGAUUCCUUAGAAAAGAAAAAGGGACUGUCAAAAACAUCACCACUGUUAAAACUCAACCCAAUAAUCGACUCCGACGGUCUCCUACGCAUUGGUGGUCGUCUUAAACGAGCUGACCUUCCGUACGAAGAACGACACCCCCUCAUUCUACCCGGGAAACACCACGUGACAAGUCUAAUCGUUAAGAACUGCCACGAAGAAGCGAAACACCAGGGUCGUCAUUUCACCCACGGCAUGGCCAGAUCAAAAGGAUUCUGGAUCGUCGGCGGAAAACGCCUCGUCAAUCGCGUUAUCCAUCAGUGUCUGAAAUGUAAGAAACUCCGAGGGAAGCUUCAUCACCAGAAGAUGGCAGACCUCCCAUCAGAACGCAUCACUCCAUCACUUCCUUUUACCUACGUCGGACUGGACGUUUUCGGUCCAUGGGAAGUCACAGCUCGUCGCACCAGAGGAGGACACGCUUACAGUAAACGAUGGGCAGUAAUCUUUACUUGCCUUUCAACGAGAGCUAUUCAUAUCGAAUUAAUCGAGAGUAUGGACGCUUCUAGUUUCAUAAAUGCACUUCGAAGAUUCAUGGCUAUCAGAGGGCCCGUUCAACAGAUUCGCUCGGACUGCGGAACGAAUUUCAAAGGAGCUCAGAACGAACUAGAAUCGGCUCUAAAGGAAACGGAUCAAAAGAUCGUGGAGACGUACUUGAAUUCUCAAGAAUGCGAAUGGAUUUUCAACUCUCCUCACGCUUCGCAUACAGGAGGCGUGUGGGAACGUAUGAUCGGUAUUUCUAGACGAAUUCUGGACUCGAUGAUGGCCGAGCUAAGACCAACACGACUGACUCACGAAGUCCUAUCAACACUGAUGGCCGAGGUGACAGCUAUCGUAAACAACAGACCGCUAGUAGCCAUCUCAAGCGACCCCUCUGCACCCGAAAUUCUCACACCAUCUACUCUCCUGACGCAAAAAACGGCAACACUCAAGUCAACCCCAGGAAAUUUCGUACCCCAAGACCUCUAUACCAAACAGUGGCGGCAAGUACAACUAUUAGCCAACCGUUUCUGGUCCAGAUGGAGAAAAGAAUUCCUGCCGACAUUACAAUACAGGCGAAAGUGGACAACAGACGUUCCAAAUCUCCAAGUGGGAGAUCUGGUCCUCCUCCGAUGCAAAGAAUCGGCGAGAAACGAUUGGCCGCUAGCUCGCGUCUCGAAGACCCUAAGCAGCGCGGAUGAAAAAGUUCGAAAGGUAGAAGUUACGACAGCGAAGAACGGCUCAAAGCAAGUGUACACCAGACCAGUGACAGAACUGAUCCUGCUAAAAACUGAAUACGAAUUAAAUUCGUGUUCGUGA
This is a messenger RNA of Paramuricea clavata, 2577 nucleotides long. NCBI's taxonomy places the organism in Eukaryota, Metazoa, Cnidaria, Anthozoa, Malacalcyonacea, Plexauridae. The record is from the annotation of a GenBank genome assembly.